Molecule: messenger RNA, 2743 nt
Organism: Rhodamnia argentea
Lineage: Eukaryota; Viridiplantae; Streptophyta; Magnoliopsida; Myrtales; Myrtaceae
Product: receptor-like serine/threonine-protein kinase SD1-8
Exons: 7
Coding region: 33-2555 (840 amino acids)
Biological process (GO): protein phosphorylation
Molecular function (GO): protein serine/threonine kinase activity; ATP binding
Source: RefSeq, a predicted model, not a curated record
UCACGCUCUCCCUCUCGCACUUCAAAAGAUUGAUGAUAAACGAUACAUUCCAGUUUUCGAAAUUCAAUCCUCGCCCAACUUUUCGGACAACGAGAAUUCUCUCUCCGAUGGCAACAACUGCUCUGUCUUCCCUCUCCAAGAAGUUAAGCAAGUCCUAUGUUGUUCUUCUCAUGAUCUUCUUUAGCUGUUUGUUGCGGCCGUCGGAGGCGACCGACAUUCUCGUUCCUGGUCAGGACUUGAGGGACAACAAGACUUUGGUCUCAUCCAAUAAAGUGUUUGAGCUGGGAUUCUUCAACACUGGUGGGUCUUCCUCAAGCAACUACUACUUGGGCAUUUGGUUCAGGGACGAUCCUUACAAGAAACCGGUCUGGGUCGCGAAUCGAGAGUACCCACUUAUUGAUUCAUCUGGGGUACUCUCCAUCAGGUACGAUGGGAACUUGGUGAUUUCUGAUAAAAGGCGGAUUCAGUAUUUAGUCAAUGCUGUGAUGCUAUCUCCUAGUAAUAGCACAAGCAGCAUAUUGCUUGAUUCUGGUAAUUUUGUUCUGAUGGAAGGCAUUAGCACAGUUUGGGAAAGCUUUUACUAUCCAACAGACACUUUCCUACCCGGCAUGAAACUUGGGUUUUUCGAUAUAGGCACUGAUAAGAUGAGAAACCCGUACCUAGUUUCGUGGCAGAGCCCAUCUGUUCCCUCCACCGGUUCGUUUGUUCUCACUCUACCCAGAAAGAAUAAGACCCAACUUGGAGUGUGGCACCACGACGAGGUUUUUCGACAGAUCGGUUACUAUGAUGGUCGGAGAUUCAGAUUCCUAUUCAACAGCUCGCUCAAUGAGUACAAUUUCACUUAUGUGUCUAGCAUUACUGAGAUUUACAUAAGUUUUGCUAAUAAGGGAAACGACAUUUUUUCCUGGUUCGUUAUAUCCCCAUCAGGAGAAAUUCAGGCUUUCUCAAUGAUUGGGAAGGAAAUUUCAGUAGUGUAUAGUCCGAUAUGUGCAAAUACUUCAUCUAACAAUGCUGCUGACUGUUAUAUAGAGAAGCCACCCUUGUGUGCAGAUGGUAAUAACUUUUCGAGGACAGAAGGGUUCAUGCCAAAUCCUAAUGUUUUCAAUGAAUCCGAUGGUCUGGGCAUAAGUGACUGCGAAAUAAUGUGUCGGAGUAAUUGCUCCUGCACUGCUUUCACUUCGUAUCGUGAUGACAGCACCGGAUGUCAGUUUUACUACGGAGAUAUAGAGUUUACUAUGGGUGAAACCGGCCAAGGAAACAGAACCAUGUUUGUUCGUGGGAAUUUCACUAAAACAACUUAUAUGCUUCCAAGGAAUUCUGGUCAUCGGAGAAAGAGGCUGCUCUGGCUGAUACUAACCAUUUCCCUAGUUGUAUUCAUCAUUUCAGCUUUAGUUGUUAUCUCAAGAUGGAAAAGUCACACCUGCAUAGCAGCAUGGAAAGAGAAAGGAAAAAAACCGAAAAGGAGCCUGGAGUUGUUCCUGAUGCAACUGGAGUCUGAUGUCUCAUUGGACAAUCGAGACAGCCACACUAGUAAACUAAAAUCUGUCAGAAAGAGAGAUCGUGAGCUACCGAUUCUCGGCUUUUCUUGUUUGUCAGUGGCCACAAAUAACUUUUCCCCAGUGAAUGAACUGGGCGAGGGUGGUUUCGGGCGCGUUUACAAGGGUACGUUGUUGGGGCAUGAAAUUGCUGUCAAGCGACUUUCUAGGAAGUCUGGACAAGGACCAGAGGAGUUCAAGAAUGAGGUUCAGUUAGUUUCGAAGCUCCAGCACAGGAACCUUGUCAGGUUGCUGGGUUGUUGCAUCGAGAGAGAAGAGAAAAUCUUGAUCUACGAGUACAUGGCUAACAAAAGCUUGGAUUCCUUUCUUUUUGAUCCUCACAAGAAGCCACUUCUAGAAUGGAAGAGACGCAUGUUUAUCAUCCAAGGAAUAGCACAAGGACUUCUUUAUCUGCACCAGUAUUCCAGAUUAAGGAUCAUCCAUCGUGAUCUGAAGACCAGCAACAUUUUGUUGGAUAAAGACAUGAACCCUAAAAUAGCUGACUUUGGGAUGGCAAGAAUUUUCGGAGAAAAUCAGGUGCGGGCGAAGACAACUAGGGUCGUCGGGACAUAUGGUUAUAUGUCUCCAGAGUAUGCCGUGCACGGCCUUUUCUCUACAAAGUCUGAUGUAUUCAGCUUUGGAGUGAUUAUGCUGGAGAUCAUUAGCGGAAGAAGGAACACAACCUUCACUCAUUCGGAUCGCUCUCUAAACCUGCUAGGAUACGCUUGGGAAUUGUGGAAAUCUGGACAAGGGGGUGAGUUAAUGGACCUUGUAUCAGGUGAACCGCCUUUCUUGAUAGAAUUUUCUCUGUGCCUACACAUUGCACUGUUGUGCGUACAAGAGCAUCCAGAAGAUAGGCCAGACAUGUCGGAUGUUGUUUCAAUGCUGAGUAAAGGAAGUUCCAAUAUGCCUUCACCGAAAGAAGCGGCGUUUUCUUCACAAGUAGGGUAUCGUGGUCCACAAGAGCACCGAGAUUUCUUGUCGAGCGAGAUAACCUAUUCCACGGUGGAAGCAAGGUAGCAAGUCAAAUUCGAAGACAAGAUCCUUGUACAGAAAACUGUGUAUACAGCACCAUCAUUCAGCUUGUUGUUGCAAUAUUUUGUUCUGUUCUGAUGUUUGUUGGUGUGGUUAAUCCGUAGAUAUAAACAAACUCCUGAUUCUUUUUAUGCUGUGAAUCGAAAUGGGGGCUCUUCGAAGCAUUGUUCAUG